AUGGCCCAAUCAAAGCGGGUGGCUCGUCGAAGCAUAACACAAAUGAAGGAUGAGGAAAACAUUGUUGAACCAAGUAUUGAAGCCACACCUGCCUUCAAGAUCCAGUUGCAGGAGCUUGCGACUCUUUGCCAAAGGCUCUGUUCCACUUACCGACCACCCAGAAACACCUGGCAACUCGGAGACCCCAGACCCCCCAAGCCUAGCCUACCCAUAGGCAAAAGUCAAAGCAAGAUAAAAAAACAAGACCAGCUGGAGAUCUGGAGUUCCUGGCCACUGGUGUCGACGUUCUGGGAUCCGGCGCAGAAGGGAUGGCCCCCCUACGGGGUCCGCCUGCCCGACGCCUGGGUCUACCUUGCGAUCAAACUUCUCUCUACCACUGAGCGCCAUGACAAGUAUCCCGCCGACUUUGACGGUAGUGGCAUGGUCCGACAAAGCAGGGUACCCUGUGGCCCGACGUUUGUGAUCUCAGCCCAUGGGGUCUUUGCGUAUCCUAUCUUCAAGGGGUACUACGUUCUAUGCGGAGAGGAAGGGAGAAAGCACUGCGCCUGGCUGCUCCAGCGCCAACGUGACGCAGCGGGCAACCAAUAUCAGUUCAAAACGAUCAUCGCCGGGCCAGUACUGCCGCCCCCAAGCAUGCGUCCACCUCACAGUUUCAUCGUCAAGCUACCGCGCCAGAGACCUGUGACUACCGCCGACUCUGGCACUCCAAAGCGGCCCGACACAGCGGAAACGGACCGCUGGACGGUAUGCCUGGACGACAUGGUGCUGCAGUACAAGAAACCCGACACCUACGAGAUAGUGCCAUUCGCACAGCUGAGCCCGCGUCUCACCUGCACAGAGUCUUCGGAGUCGGACAAGCUUGUCAACCGCCUGAGCUCUUCCUCUACCACGAACACCACGGCUGCUCUUACCGGCCUUACCCGCCCAGUUAAGCGACCUCGCUCCGAGGCCAGCACGCUGCCCGCCACACCUAAGGAUACUACAACGGCCAGUAGCCCUACUGACUUCUUCAGUCCUCCUAGAGCGUCCGAUUCCUCUACCAAGCAGACUACCCCGGCGCCUAGCAUUCAGACGACAGGCAAAGGCAACGGGAAAAUCAAGCAUGCUGAUGCAGAAAACUGGAAGGACCCGGCCGGUACACCUAGCAUCAACAGCACCCCCAACAUACUUCAAGCAGAGGAAGCCGUCCGAAACCAUUGCAAGCGUCGCCGGAUCACUCCACAUAAACAGCUCUUAUCCAAACUCUGUGACUCUUUCAUGCAGACCAGAAAGCAUUUUGGCACAUACCAUGCAUCUUCCAUGGAGGCCGAGAAACGUCGCGAGGAGUAUGUGAGGGCGCUUGAACAGAGACAGAAAGAUCACGACGCGUAUAUGGAGGCAACCAUCGGGACAAUCAACGAGAUCCAGACCUGUGUCGCGUAUCUCCAGAAGGAACUAGGCGGCGACAAGGAACCUGAUGUGAGCGGAGACCAGUCUGUCGAAUUGAACAGCAUGGAGGAGGUGGUGAACGAAACAGACGCAGAAGCGAAAGAAGAAGAAGAUGAAGAAGAUGGUGACGCUUCUGGGGCAGUUUUUGGGGAGGCUGGGUCGAAUUCCAAUGAAACAGGCUAGGCUUGCUUGUGGACGGAGUAUGGCUUCCCGCGAUGGGGUUCGACAGAUGGGGUCAAGUGGAGUCUAGGGAGUGAGGGGAAAGAACAUCACAUGAUGCCCACUGUAAACGGUCGUCUUUUCUCAAUUCUGUGUCUAUUUGAAUGGGAGAUAUCAGAUAUUUUUUUCACAGUCUAUAAGGACAGGGGAUUGACUCAAAU
Molecule: messenger RNA, 1808 nt
Organism: Aspergillus japonicus CBS 114.51
Lineage: Eukaryota; Fungi; Ascomycota; Eurotiomycetes; Eurotiales; Aspergillaceae
Exons: 1
Coding region: 1-1611 (536 amino acids)
Source: RefSeq, a predicted model, not a curated record